Fonsecaea erecta is the source of this 1023-nucleotide messenger RNA. RefSeq lists its product as hypothetical. The record is from RefSeq and is a predicted model, not a curated record. Lineage: Eukaryota; Fungi; Ascomycota; Eurotiomycetes; Chaetothyriales; Herpotrichiellaceae. The transcript has 2 exons. The coding region runs from base 1 to 1023 and encodes 340 amino acids.
AUGGCUGCUCGGCCGAGCUCUCCGAGCCAUAACCCGCCUCACAUGCAGACAAACGACGAUCACGAAACCAGUCCUGAGGCGUCCAUUGGCCGAGUGCGGGUUUUCAUCAUCACCGGAACCACAAGUGGAGUGGGUAAGGCGCUGGCGGGCAUCCUCUAUUCGAAGAAUGCAAAGGUCUACACCGCGGCCAGAAACCACGGGCGUACCCUCGAGGCCAACGCAGACAUCGAAAGCCAGAACCCAAACUCCAUGGGAAAUCUCCUCUUUCUCAAACUGGAUCUUGAGGACCUGAGUAGCGUCAAAGCAGCGGCGGAAGAAUUUAUUUCGAAGGAAACCCGCCUCGAUAUCCUGUGGAACAAUGCUGCCAUUUUAAUGCCGCCCGCGGGCUUGAAGACCAUACAGGGGUGCGACCUACAGCUCGGUGUCAAUUGCCUAGCACCCUUCCUGUUCACCAAGCUUUUGACGCCGACGCUGUUGGCCACGGCCCAGGUCUCUCCGCCCGGGUCAGUCAGAGUGAUGUUUGUGGCCUCUUCUCCGACAUACCUCUUUGCACCGACAGGAGGAGUGGAAAUGCUUCGCCUAGAGGAUGCUGGCGAACAAGACCCUACAUAUAUGUACGGUGUGAGCAAGGCUGGGAAUGCGCCGUAUGCUCUGCAAUUCGCAAAGUUACACAGAGAGCGUGGCGUGACAGCUGUAGUGUGUCGAGAACCUUUCUGCUAUCGCGUAUCUUGGAGCUCUGGCUCACAAGUCCGUUCCACUCAGAGCGGCAACCCCGAAAAUCUGCGCUCGGGUCUGCCGCGGCAUAUUUCUAGAUGGGGACAGAUGCUUAUGCGACUGCUGCAAUAUGAUCCCGUCUACGGCGCGUACACCGAGUUGUUCGGCGGUCUCUCUCCAGAGAGCACACUUGAGAAAACGGGAGCAUGGCUGAUGCCCCGGGGACGCAUCGGGAAGUUGAGACCUGAUAUCGAGGAGGCAGGCAAGAGCAUAGUGGGCGGAGGGAGUGGCAUUGCCGAAGAGUUCUGA